Messenger RNA from Cuscuta campestris, 1100 nucleotides. Lineage: Eukaryota; Viridiplantae; Streptophyta; Magnoliopsida; Solanales; Convolvulaceae. The record is from the annotation of a GenBank genome assembly.
AACAAAGCCCACAAGCAGAGUUCUGAGCUAAAAGGCGGAAACAUAGGGGUUAAGAGACCCUCUGAAUCUGAGCAGCUCGAACGGAGCAAUCUAACUGAGGAAUUUGGCCAUGCUGUUUGUUCAGAACACCCAAACCAUUCAACUGACAGCACCCAAGACAGCAACAAAAGGAGAAGGAUUUCUUCCCCACCAGAUGUAACCCGCCCUCAUGGAAAUGUUAUUAGAAUACGCUUGCCUUCACAGAAGCUUGUCAACAAUGAUUCUUCUUCAGCUCCCAAUGAGCAGAUGUGUUCAACAUCUGGGAGGAUUGAUUUACCUUUGCAGCCCAAAUGCGAAAGUACUUCCACUGCUGCUGCUGCUGCUGGUACCACAUUGUGGGCAUCACUAAAAGCUGUUGAGGAGAGCUUGCCAUCUGCCCCGUACUCUCUAAAAACAUGUCAAACUUUGCGGGUUUCCCAAAAAGAUGUUGAGAAGAGCUUGCCUUCUACUCCUAUAAACACGUGUGCUUUGCGGGUAGUGAAAGAAGCUGUUGAGAAGAGGUUAUCAUCUGCAAGGGAGGAGACGCCAAUGCAGAAAGAGGAAAUGAGAUACAGGGAUUUGAUAGAGAAGUGGAUUCCUCCAAGUUUGAAUGACGACCUUGAUAGCCUGGAUCAGGACUGGCUGUUCAACAGAAAGCGAGAUACGUGCGCGAAGAAGAAGCAACAGCCCAUAUCCACUCCCAACAUGCUGUGUAGCGCCUCUGCAUUAUGGCCGCCACGUGCUCAGUUUUUGCCAGACGCCGAAAUAUAUGCCUUGCCCUACACAAUCCCUUAUUGAAUCCUUUGUACAAAAAGGUAGUAGGGAGGGAGAGCAUUCUCUACAUCUAUCUUCACCAGAAUGGGGUGUGGAUGAUAUUCUGCUGAGCAUCAUCAGCUGUCCAUUUUUACACUAAAACAAUGUAUACUAUCAAGUCCACUUAUCAAUAGUUAGAUUCUUUUUUUUUCUUUUUUGAAAAAUAUUGGAUGUUACUUGCUCUAAGAGGGAUAUUUUCUGUUCUAAGAGGAAUAUUUUCUGUUCAUGAACUCUCUUAUACUUUUGCCUACUAAAAAAGGGUUAAAAUG